AUGGCCAGCAAGGGAAAAGGGCAGAAAGGGAUUGAUGAAUUCUAUUACGAGGAUGAAGAGGUAUUAUGCCACUGCGGGCUGAGAGCUUCUCGAAGAAUUUCACAUACUGUUGCCAACCCGAAUCGAAAAUUUUUCGGUUGUCCAUUGUUCGGCUCUAAGAAGAAGGAGCCCUGUGAUUAUUUUGAAUGUCAUGACAUUAGAGCUGCAUUAUACAAGGAGAGGAAAAGACUUGGUGAAAUGGUUUCGAAUUUGCAGCUGGAGAAUGCAGAUCUUCGUGCUGCAUUAGACAGAGUGUCCAAGCAUAGUGUUGAUGUUGGAAUUGAAAGCAAGAAUGUGAUAUCAUCCUACGAAGAGAUAGUUGUUGCCAUUAAGUCGAUUAAGCUCAGGUUGGACCAGUUGGAGGCUGGGAGUUCAAAGCUCAAAUGA
Molecule: messenger RNA, 426 nt
Organism: Linum tenue
Lineage: Eukaryota; Viridiplantae; Streptophyta; Magnoliopsida; Malpighiales; Linaceae
Source: the annotation of a GenBank genome assembly